Molecule: messenger RNA, 755 nt
Organism: Microtus ochrogaster (prairie vole)
Lineage: Eukaryota; Metazoa; Chordata; Mammalia; Rodentia; Cricetidae
Product: odorant-binding protein 1b-like
Exons: 7
Coding region: 26-523 (165 amino acids)
Molecular function (GO): small molecule binding; odorant binding
Source: RefSeq, a predicted model, not a curated record
CAGAAGAUCAAAGGCAGGCACCACCAUGGUAAAGUUUCUGCUGCUGACUUUGGCAUUUGGUCUGGCUCAUGCUUAUACUGAGCUUGAAGGAGCGUGGUUUACUACUGCCAUUGCUGCUGACAAUGUGGACACCAUAGAGGAAGAAGGACCCAUGAGACUCUACGUUCGUGAACUUACUUGUAGUGAAGCAUGUAAUGAAAUGGACGUCACAUUUUAUGUCAAUGCAAAUGGCCAAUGUUCAGAAACCACAGUCACUGGGUAUAGGCAAGAAGAUGGCAAGUACAGAACCCAGUUUGAAGGUGACAACAGAUUUGAACCUGUGUAUGCAACAUCAGAGAACAUAGUCUUUACCAAUAAGAAUGUGGAUAGAACUGGCCGGACAACAAACCAGAUUUUUGUUGUUGGAAAAGGUCAACCUUUGACACCUGAACAAUAUGAAAAACUUGAGGAAUUUGCUAAGCAACAGAACAUUCCAAAAGAAAACAUUCGACAAGUUCUGGACGCAGAUACUUGUCCUAAAUAAUGACCUUCUGUAGAUGACAGAAGGAAUAGAAUUAUGCAUUAUAUCCUCUUGACUAUGGAAUCAGUAUCAUAUAUAGAUCAUCAUUUCCUUUUAAAUGAAUUGUCUUCUAUCCUGUGAAGUCAGAACACCAUAUACUAAAUUCCUGACUUGCCUUUCCAUUCUCUUCUUACGAUGUAUGAACUCUUCUUAUUUUGUGAAUGAUUAAAUAAAGUGUUUCAAGAAGCAAUAAAGA